AUGGCGUCAACAAGUAGCAAAGCGUCACAACAACAAAGAAAUCUGCCCUGGGUUGAAAAGUACAGACCCCAGACUCUGGAUGACUUGAUAUCCCAUAAAGAUAUUCUUAGCACAAUUCAAAAGUUUAUUACUGAGGACAGACUCCCCCACCUCCUGUUCUAUGGACCUCCAGGUACAGGCAAAACGUCCACCAUCCUGGCCUGUGCCAAACAGCUGUACAAGGACAAGGAGUUCACUUCCAUGGUUUUAGAGCUCAAUGCAUCUGAUGAUAGAGGUAUUGAUGUAGUGCGAGGGCCAGUUCUCAGUUUUGCCAGCACAAGGACCAUUUUUAAGAAAGGUUUCAAGUUGGUUAUACUCGAUGAGGCUGAUGCCAUGACCCAGGAUGCCCAGAAUGCUUUGCGACGAGUAAUUGAGAAAUUCACGGAGAAUACCCGAUUUUGUUUGAUCUGCAACUAUCUGUCCAAAAUCAUCCCUGCUCUACAGUCUCGCUGCACCAGAUUUCGCUUUGGCCCUUUGGCCCCUGAGCAGAUGAUCCCACGACUGGAACAUGUCAUCAAAGAAGAGAACAUUGACAUAACGUCAGAUGGAAUGAAGGCGAUUGUUACGUUAUCUUCCGGGGAUAUGAGAAGAUCUCUGAACAUAUUACAAAGCACCAGUAUGGCAUAUGGGAAGGUCAGCGAGGACACUGUCUACACAUGCACUGGUCACCCUCUUCGCUCUGAUAUCGCAAACAUCCUCGAUUGGUCACUCAACCAGAAUUUUUCCACGGCUUAUAAUCAGAUUCUCCAGCUGAAGACACUGAAAGGCUUGGCACUGCAUGAUAUUCUGACUGAGGUCCAUAUGCUUAUACACAGAGUUGAUUUUUCUCCUUCCAUUCGAAUGGGCCUGCUCAUAAAGUUAGCUGACAUCGAACACCGCUUGGCCUCUGGAACCAAUGAGAAGAUUCAGCUGAGCUCCAUGGUUGCGGCCUUCCAGGCAGUGCGGGACAUCGUGACGAGUGAGGCUGCCUAG
This is a messenger RNA of Knipowitschia caucasica, 1011 nucleotides long. Lineage: Eukaryota; Metazoa; Chordata; Actinopteri; Gobiiformes; Gobiidae. The record is from the annotation of a GenBank genome assembly.